AUGCCCUUCAGAUUCCCGGUCAAGUUCGAGCUUCCUAAGCACUGCUACAUCAACGCCAGAGUGCUCAAGGACCAGUUCAAGCGGUUGCAGGUCGCCGAGCACGAGGUCACCAGAAAGGCUCUCAAAUACAUUGCCAGAAACACCGAGUUGCCAGCCAAAGCCCGUUUGGAAGCACAAUUACAACUUGCUGCCAUGCCAAAAUACACCUGCCAAACACAAAUCAGAGACAGAUGUGUUGCUACCGGCCACUCGAGGUCCGUCAUCAGUGACUUUAAACUCAACAGAACUGCAUUCAGAAACAUGGCCAGAGCCAACCAAAUUCCAGGUGUUCAGAAGGCCUCCUGGUAA
This is a messenger RNA of Australozyma saopauloensis, 348 nucleotides long. It is a transcript of the gene MRP2, whose product is annotated as mitochondrial 37S ribosomal protein uS14m. The record is from RefSeq and is a predicted model, not a curated record. NCBI's taxonomy places the organism in Eukaryota, Fungi, Ascomycota, Pichiomycetes, Serinales, Metschnikowiaceae. Gene Ontology annotation, biological process: translation. The transcript has a single exon. The coding region runs from base 1 to 348 and encodes 115 amino acids. Gene Ontology annotation, cellular component: ribosome; mitochondrial small ribosomal subunit. Gene Ontology annotation, molecular function: structural constituent of ribosome.